AGAAGACAGUCACCACAGAGCAUGUCUGCUGGAUUGCAGAAGACUUACAAAUUGCCGGACAUGGCCUAUGAAACUCCUGUGCUACCUGCUGGGGUUGGAAUGGAUCAGGAUGCCGUCACCUCCAAUCAGAGCUGUGAUGUGUACAUCUAUAAGGAAGUAGCCCAGGUCCUUUUCCCCAUCUUUUACACCCUAGUGUUCCUGGUCAGCAUCUUAGGCAACAGCCUGGUCCUCUACAUCACUUGCCUUCAGCAGCAAAAAUUCAACUCCACCUCACUGUAUUUGGUCAACCUGGCAGUGUCCGACACCCUGUUCUCCCUGGCGCUGCCAGGCAGAAUCGCCUACUACAUCUUAGAAUUUGACUGGCCCUUUGGGGACCUCUUGUGCAGACUGACCACUGUCAUUUUUUACACCAACACAUAUGCCGGCAUUGCCUUCAUGACCUGCAUCAGCCUGGACCGCUACCUGGCCAUGGUACACCCCCACAGGCUCCUCUACCUGAGGAAGGUGCAGGUGGUGCGGGGCAUCUGCGGCCUGGUGUGGCUGCUGGUGUUCCUCCAGACCGCCCCGCUGCUCUUCAGGAGCAUGCUCGGCGACAACAGGGGCAAGCGCACCUGCAUGGAGUACUUCAGCUUCGAGGGCUCCCGCUUCCUGCCACACCUGCUCCUCACGGCUUGCACCAUCAGCUUCUGCAUCCCCCUUUUGGUAAUCCUGGGCUGCUACACCCAGAUCAACCUGAAGCUGUCCCGGGCGGCCCGGCAGAACUCCGUGGCCAGCCGCUCGGGCCGAGGCCACCGGGCCAACAGCAUCAUCCUGCUGGUUCUCUUCACCUUCGUGGUGUGCUUCAGCCCCUACCACGUCAACAUCAUGCAGUUUAUGGUCCGCAAGCUGCUCCGUGAGCCCUCCUGCGAGGAGCUGAGGGCCUUCAAGAUGUCCCUGCAGGUCACCGUCUCCAUGAUGAACCUCAACUGCUGCCUGGACCCCGUCAUCUACUUCUUCGCCAUCAAAAGCUACAAGCAGCGGGUGAUGAGCCUGCUCAGGGGCCACCUGUUCACGUCCGUCCUGUCCUCCAAAACCAUGACCGACAACAGCAGCAGCAACACUUAA
This is a messenger RNA of Megalops cyprinoides (Indo-Pacific tarpon), 1104 nucleotides long. RefSeq names its product G-protein coupled receptor 183-like. The transcript has 2 exons. Gene Ontology annotation, biological process: G protein-coupled receptor signaling pathway. The record is from RefSeq and is a predicted model, not a curated record. Gene Ontology annotation, molecular function: oxysterol binding; G protein-coupled receptor activity. Gene Ontology annotation, cellular component: membrane. Lineage: Eukaryota; Metazoa; Chordata; Actinopteri; Elopiformes; Megalopidae. The coding region runs from base 22 to 1104 and encodes 360 amino acids.